Molecule: messenger RNA, 1576 nt
Organism: Gossypium arboreum
Lineage: Eukaryota; Viridiplantae; Streptophyta; Magnoliopsida; Malvales; Malvaceae
Exons: 2
Coding region: 631-1332 (233 amino acids)
Source: RefSeq, a predicted model, not a curated record
UCCUUCCACCCACCCUUCACACCGCUCUAAUUAUCUUUCUCACUUUUUCCCUUUAAUGAAAGGCAAACCAUGAAUAGUUGAAUAAAGCUGACGUCACCAGGAAAAGGUGCACUGGAGAUUCUUGCUUUUAAGUGCUUUCACUGUUUAACCUUGUCUUUCUAUACGGAUAUGGAGUCAAGCUUAGCUACUUUAUUGCUUUAUGAUUAAGGUCAAUCCAUUCCAUUAAUUACAGUAGUUUUUACUUUCAACCUAUCAAUUCCUGGAAUUGGUACAAGCUUUUUGGUUAGAUGAAUAGCAAUCACACAUUUCAUUCCUAUUAUACAAUGGAAGUAGAGUACUCUAUAUAGUUGGAACCCAUUCUUAUUUCGAAACCUGGUAUUUGAAGUCUUUUUAACAUAUGGCUAGCAUGAGAAGAUCAUAGCGAAAGUAUAUCAGAAUGAUCCUUGAUUAAUCUUUGCUGAGGGGGUUGAAAAUAGCGACAACAUUGGACUUAAAAGGCUGGCCUCUUUUUCUUACGGGGACCUUCCUUGCUCUCUUCUUUGUCUCCCCUUUUUGUAGGGUACAAAACAAAAAGGAACUAAAAAAUAAAACCCUCCCCUAUCCUUACGCAUAGAGUAUAGAAAGAAAAUCAUGGGAACUGAGGCAGAGCAAGAGUCAAGCUACACACCAAAGUUACCGCUGUUUUCAGCUCCACAAGCGCACAUGCAGUCACCAGAAAGAUCAGGGACGUCAACCCCUCCAUUACACGUCUCAGCCUCGGUUCCGUUUCGCUGGGAAGACGAACCUGGAAAGCCAAAACCAUGUACCACACUCACCCUUUUCUCUAAUCCCAAUCACUUGGCUCAAAAGUGCCUGGAACUGCCUCCCAGGUUGCUACAGGAUGCCAAGAGCACCACUGUCUUGGAACCUGCUAGACUUCAGUCUUCUUCUUCAUUCAGAAUGGGAAGUGAGUGCUACGGCUCUUUUCGUGUCGGCAGUGUUAGUCCUGAGAGGGUGCAGCUAGGUACCGUGGUUCUUAGUAAGAGAGGGACCUACAAAGACAAAGGGUUUCUUGGUUCUUGGAAGAGAAAGACAUUCAAGGCUAAAAGAGAAGGAGGUGGGGCUGGGAAAAGUUACGUCUUCCCAUCUUCUGGUGAUAAAGACAGUGAAUGCAGCAGAGAAGAAGAAGAAGAAAGCAAUAGUAGCAGUGUCAAGAUCACCAGAAUUAAAAGGGUUGGCAGCUUUCAUAACCUCUUUAAUUCCAAGUCACACUUCUGGGCAACGAUCUACCAAGGUUUAAAGCUAGCGGUUCCAUGGAAUAAAAAGGAGAAGAAGGAUGGACUUAUGGGCUGACCCUUUUUUAUCUUUAGUUGAUCAACUACACUCCAGUUCAGCCGGUUGAUAUUUUGGUGUGAAUGAAAAUGACUAAUCAAAAGUAAAAUAUAGCUAAUGCCCCUUACUAUAUCGUUUCUUCUCUAGUUGUGGUUGUGGGGCUGUAUUCAGCUAAGGUUUUUCCUUUUUUAUCUGCAAUCCCAAUCUUGUGCAUGUAAGUUGUUGGACUGGAUAUAUAGCAGUAAUAAAUGUAAUUAUGGCUCAA